GUUAAGUUUAGUCUUACUUUCAUGAAACCUAUCGAAAUGAGUGUUACAUCAGUAGAAGAAACUAUUGAACUUCUGCACAAUCAAGAUAUUGUUAAUGAGAGUUAUUUCACGGAAUACGCGACACAAAAGGAGAUAAUAAAUCGUAAUCGUUUACCAAGUCGUCGUCUUCUCAGUCAGGCUGCAUUAUUGGAAUCAAAUGUAAUGAAUAACAGCGUAUUUCAACCAUCAAAGGAUUUUCCAGUCAUCAAUUUUAUUCAUACAGUUCGACCGAAUUGGCCUCCUUCACGAAAACGAGAAGAGGCACAAGUAUUAGAAAAUUUACAGAAACUGGUAGAAAGGUCGGAACUCUUCAAAGCUUAUCAGUCAACUGGCUCCGAAGGCUUAACCACGGCAAAACUAACUCAAUUGAAUAAUAACCAGCAUGAAAGCUUGGAUAAUAGACCUGAACUUCUAAGAAAAAUUUUGUUGAAUCGUCCAAUGAAUAUAUUUUAUGACCUAAGUGACUUUGAAACAAAUUGGAGGGAUAGUGAAUUUAUUACAGAAUGUUUAUGUUGGCACAACGUUUACAGACAGCGACACAAUGCUCGACCUUUAACAAUGGCACCGAAGUUGUGUGAAUAUGCGCAAACUUGGGCUAAUCAUUUGGCUCAUACGAAUACAUUCUACUAUCGAAACGAUCGAGAAGUUGGACAAAAUCUCUACUGCCGGCCAGGUGGACCGGUGUCCGGAGAUGUGGGUGGUCAAGAUGUCUCUUCAUAUUGGUAUUCCGGUGUCAAACACUACAAUUUUUUUAAAGAAUCAGACAUUUUACAUACUAACGUUAACACAGGUCACUUUACCCAGUUGAUAUGGUCUAGCAGCCAAUAUUUUGGAGUCGGCAAAGCCCGGAGUCGGAGCGGUAAAAUUAUUGUGGUAGCAACUUAUAAGCCUGUAGGAAACGUCUCCGGUCAAUUUCAAAAGAAUGUAUCACCACCAUUUUUGGAAUGUGCAAGUUCAACAAUACCACCGUCACAAAUAAGUGAUCACGACUUAAUGGAGUCAACUAUGUCAAUUAGUAGCAACAACAGCUCAAUUCGUAUUCUGUAUAAUAAUUAGGGUUUUAGAAUUUAAAAUUUUUACACAGUUAUAAAUACGCAUCAAUGAUAAAAGUUAUGGAAUAGACCAUAAAAGUAUGUUAAGUUUUUAGUCAUCCUAUGGCUUUGCCUAUAAUUUUUAAUGUUCACUCACGUAAAUUUAGUGAGCGCGAUAGCGAAUUCAACAUUCAAAGCUAAAACAAGAUUUAAAGUAUUUUUAUAUCCCGAAUUGUUGCAUAUCAUCAAUGAGUAUUUGCUUCAAAAGUUGAGAUAUUUACUAAAAAUUAAUUAUAAUUUAUAAGCGAAUUCAAUUACUAGUGAUUGCAAGAUAAUCAAUAAAUUAUACUAGCGAAGUUGAUGCACGUAGUGAAGUUAUAAGUUAAUACGAACUACUUUGAAACAGAGCACACAAAACUGUGAUAACGUCGUCUUCUAUCCUUGAUUAAGAAAAGCGAUUUGUGAAAAAUUUAAAAAAAAAAAGUUUUAAUACGCUAUACUUUUUCCAUAAGCUUUAAAUUCUACGAGUUUUUAAGCAUUAAA
Molecule: messenger RNA, 1613 nt
Organism: Microplitis demolitor
Lineage: Eukaryota; Metazoa; Arthropoda; Insecta; Hymenoptera; Braconidae
Exons: 5
Coding region: 22-1095 (357 amino acids)
Cellular component (GO): extracellular region
Source: RefSeq, a predicted model, not a curated record